Molecule: messenger RNA, 2673 nt
Organism: Aspergillus ochraceoroseus IBT 24754
Lineage: Eukaryota; Fungi; Ascomycota; Eurotiomycetes; Eurotiales; Aspergillaceae
Exons: 5
Coding region: 1-2673 (890 amino acids)
Source: RefSeq, a predicted model, not a curated record
AUGGUUCGAGUAUCUCGGAGACCUGCCUCGGUAUUAGCCAGGCGUAGUCCGAGCAAGAUUGCCAAACGAAAUGCACGAAAGCAUAAGGUGAUCUUGGAAUCCAUUACGCAGGAGAAAAAGAAGCUACGGAGUGUUAUAUCCUUUGAAGCCACCGCUCCCCCUGGUUACACCUUUAUCCCGGCAGGAAAUCCCCACCUGACGAUGGCAUGUAAAGAAUUAUGUCGACAAGAUGAGCUGAAGGUGUAUGCAGUCAGUACGACUCCUCAUAUGAAUACUCACAACCUUUCCCAACAUGUGCACCGUAUUGGGUAUCACUUUCCCAGUGCUAUUGUUGCAACUGUGUGUAUGGAUCUUGGCCUAUACCUCGCAGCAAAUGGAAAAGCAAUCCCAUUCCACGACUUGGGUAACCAGGCAAGCCGAAGACGCACUAACUCGGAAGCUUCUCAGAUAACUAUAAACACUGAAGCCAGGGACGUGCUCAAAGAUCUUUUCCCAAAUAUUCCAGAUAAUGACCUAAAUCAGAUCAUCAAAACAGCAUUUCAAAAGGGUCAACGCAAAGUAGGUACAGCAGUUGAGCUACCCCUAACACGCCGUGCUCAAUUAGCCGUGGUUGCCCAUAUCCGGCAUAUUUAUACAGAUUACGAUCGUCUUCUCAAAUCCACGUCUUUCCAUGAGGCCAGAAGCACGGUUGAAGAGCCCACGUUAGCCAAGCUUGUGGAGUGGAGAGGCGACGAUGAAAAUGGCAAAAAAGUUCUUGAGGACGUGUUUCGUGAAGUCAUUGUUAUAUCUGAUGAUGAGGACAGUGACACCGAGGGAGAAAACCAACCUCGCAAUGAUCGAGAUUAUAGCGUGGAGGUUGUUUCUAGCAAUCCUCGUGUCGAGGAACUCCGGACAAGACCCAUCAACUUGGCAAACCCUACUCUCCGCGGGACUCAGGUAGAGAUACCGGAGGAUGAAGCUUUACCGGGGUUUCGUUUUGUUCCGGAGAUUCCUAAGAAAGCUAAAAUUGACCGCCGAGGUUUUAGCAGAUAUCAGGCUUGGGACCGUGCCAUCAAUCGGUAUAGAAAUACCACCAGUGGUCCGGCUCAUCAGCCACCCUUAUACCCUCCUCGAAAGCCAUUACAGGAAAGUCUUUCUUAUGAGGGAGAGCCCUCUCUGCGCCGGCCUCCGGACUCUUGCCGCCUUUCUGCAGCCCCAUACGCUGUAUCUAACCCAGGACCAGCCGCUAGUGGUUUGAGCAGGUCGCCGCUCAACCCUGUGGUAGAACAUCAUCAAUAUGGCCUGUUUCCCCCGGUGGAACUGCCACACAAGAUAAACGACGCGCCUCUUUACCCUGGCGUGGUAAGACUAGAGCGAGUACCAGUUUCUGAUCAAGGAAAACAUCCUCCCAUCCAGCGACCUGACUCGCCAACCAGACCUAUUUUUGUUACUGCCUCUAGGGAUAUCCGUGAGAGGAACGAUGACUAUUCCAGGGCCCCUCCCCGGCCACUAGGACCCUUGCACAGCGCAAAUUUCAACCCACAGGACCGUGUGCUACCUUCUGUUGAGAGCCCUUUGCCUAUGGAAAUAAAACGUCCAAAUAGUGGCCACAUAGACCAGCUAACUCAACGGAUGUCAGGAGCAUUCUCUUUCCGCUCAGAAACACCAAAGCGUCCAGCCUACCAGGGAUUCCCUUCUCCUAAAUUUGAAGAUCCUAACCGAGACCACGCUCCUAAAAGAAGGCGCAUGACUCACCAUGAAACAGCUAUACAGAGGAGCCCGUGUUCUGGAAUUGUUACUACCACCGCUGUGGAAUACUACCCAGGUGGUCGGUACGCGAUAGCGGGACAAUCUUCAGGCCAAAUUGAACCCUCUUGUAGGAGAUAUGUCGCCCCAGUUGAUGGCCUCCAUAUUGCGGAACGUCCACCAGGGAGUGCCCUGGAUCUAGCCACUUAUCCCACUCAACUUAACCGUUCUCCCCAGUUUAUGACGCAUCAAGCGCCGACUAAGCGUUACAAUGGCCAUUUAUCCUCCCACAGCCGUCCUACUGAGUCUUACACUCAUCCCCGGUCUCCAAACCAAACCCAUAUUGUAUCAGAUACAAGGCCUCCCAUACCCCUAGGCAGUGGCUACGAUGGAGCUAUUCCAGCUAGGUUGCCAGAUUCAAGAGAGCCACGCAUCUAUCGCAGUGUACCUAGUUAUAAUGUUGGUGAUGUCCGGCCGCUUGAUGUAACACAACCGCAGAAUGACCCUAGUUGGAGGAGGAACCCAGAUCCCCAGCGUGUUCUUGUGCCAUACAGGUCCGCUGAAAAGGAAGGCCUUUAUGCCGAUGGUUUUGUCCGUACUGUUGAUAUGCACGAACCUGGUAGAUUGGAGUACCCACCAGUUCGCCGUCAGCCAUCCAGCAAGCUUGUGGAUAGCCCCCCUCAGGCGGUUAAUUCUAGGGUUCAUAGCCAUCAACAUCGGCGUGUUCCAUCGGAUAGUGUAAUGUCCGUACCCGCCCGUGCGCGAGUUCAGCUGGACUCACCAGCCAUAUCUCCUUCUCAGCAAUAUCCAGUGGUUGAUGAUCGAGGCGCAAGAUACCAUGAUAACAGGCCCUUCCGGACUCCACCUAUAACCCAUCAGUAUGAGAGAAGAUACGAAGAUACUCUACCCCCUCCACGGUAUGAUGACAACCAGGAUCCUUCCCGCUAA